AUGGCUGUUCCGACCGUAUGCACUCUCAAAAAUUGUCCCAUCGAAUGGGGCUACGUACACUAUCAGCCCUCAAUCGGUGGGAAUGCAUUCAUGCUAGCGGCCUUUGGCUUGCUCACUGCCCCGGCUCUCUACCUGGGUAUCACCCACAAAGUCAAGCUAUUCACGUUCUGCUUCGUGAUGGGACUGCUGGGUGAAAUAAUCGGGUAUAUUGGGCGGAUCCUAUUACACAACGAUCCGUUCAGUAAAGACUACUUCCUCAUAUAUUUGAUAUGCACAACUAUCGCGCCCACAUUUACUGCUGCCGCCGUUUACUUAACGCUAGCUCGGAUUGUGGUUGUAUACGGUGAAGGGAUCAGUCGAAUCCGCCCCCGAACGUACACGCUGGUUUUUAGUGGUCUCGACCUCAUCGCUUUGGUGGUUAUAGCAGUAGGAGGAGGCAUGGCAGCCGUUGUAGUUUUACAAUGGAAGAUUGAUCGUGGAACGCACAUCAUGGUGGCAGGGCUUGUGGUUCAGGUCGUCAGCCUGGUCAUAUUCCUUGCUCUGUGCUUCGAGUACUCUUUACGAGUACGCAAGUAUCGAGGAGAUAUGAAUCCUAAAUACGCUGUUCUUCGCGAGUCACCUCGCUUCAAGCGAUUCCUGUAUGCCCUCGCCGCGGCAACCAUCUUUUUGUUCAUUCGGGCUGUGUACCGAGUGGCAGAGCUUUCGGGAGGGUUCAGAGGCAAGCUAGCUCAGGACCAGGUACUCUUCAUGGUUCUUGACGGAGCAAUGGUUCUAUUAGCAUGUAUCAUUUUGACGGUCUUCCAUCCGGGACUAGCCUUCGGGGGCGCAUGGAAGGACGCAUCGUUCCGCUGGGGUUCGAAGAAAUCGAGUAAUGAGUCGUCGAUGCAGGAUAUUCCGGUGGAGUCCGUUGCCUACAACGGAAAGCAUUGA
This is a messenger RNA of Penicillium cataractarum, 930 nucleotides long. RefSeq names its product RTA1 domain-containing protein. The record is from RefSeq and is a predicted model, not a curated record. The transcript has 2 exons. Gene Ontology annotation, cellular component: fungal-type vacuole; plasma membrane. Bases 1 to 930 code for a protein of 309 amino acids. Lineage: Eukaryota; Fungi; Ascomycota; Eurotiomycetes; Eurotiales; Aspergillaceae.